GGUCCGUUGAGCGACUCUUACAUUCCCCGCUUCUUACUGUAAGUGACUACGGGAGUUGUCCAUUAAUGACUGUCUCGGCCCAGCCAGCACUAAGCAAGACAUCCGCACCUUGAUUAUCUCACGGAAGCGACUCUGAUAUCUAACUAUUUCUCCACACCUGCUUCUCCCUGCCCUUGUCUAAGCUCGCAAACAACCAUGACAACACCCACCAAACUUACAUCGCUCCAGGGCCGAGUGGCCAUCGUGACCGGGGCUGGCGGUGGUCUUGGCCGCGAGUACGCGCUGCUUUUGGCAGCGUACGGCGCAAAAGUAGUAGUCAACGACUACGGCGGCACCCUCGACGGCCAACGAGGAACAUCUUCGCGCUCCGAGGCCGUCGUAGAGGAGAUCAAAGCUCGAGGCGGGGAGGCGAUGGCCGACGGGCAUGACAUCUCGAUCCAGACCGAAGUCCAGCAGCUUGUGCAGAACACGCUGGCCGCGUACGGCGCGGUGCACAUCCUCGUCAACAACGCCGGCAUCGCCGGACAGAUGAGCUCGCAUGACAACGUCAAUGAGGCGUCGUUCCGGCGGACGUGGGAGAUCGCGGCGCUGGGCAGCAUCUUGCUCAUCAGUGCCGUGUACCCGACCAUGGAGAAACAAGGGUACGGCCGGAUCAUCAACACAUCGUCCGACAGCAUCGUUGGGAUGGGCGCCGGCGGCGACGGAGGCUACGUGGCAUCCAAGGGUGCCGUCUUUGGGCUCACUCGGGACCUGGGCCGGAUGAGCACCAAGGCCGACAUCAAGAUCAAUGGGAUCAUGCCGUCUGCCGUUUCGCGCAUGUCGGACCUGUCUCCCGUCAUCAAGCGCAUCACUCGGCAGUACUUCGAGCCACACUUAGUGGCUGACUUCGUCGUCGUGCUGGCGAGCGAGGAGUGUCCCGUCUCGGGCGAGCUGUUUAGCGUUGGCGGAGGAAGAGCCGCGAGGACGACCCUAGCCACAGUCCCGGGUCAUUCUCGCGAGAAGUCACCUGAAGGAUAUUUGGCCAACUUUGACACGGUUAUGGGCCAGUCGAAGGACUUGUUUGUACCAGCUGAUACGUUGGAUUUGGUGUCGUAUGCUAUUCGACAUGCGACAGGUGAGGAGGUUGGGAAAAUUGAGAUGUAAUAAAUUCGCGUAUGCAAAGGAUAGAUAAGGAAACAAUGCUGGCUGGUUUCGAAAGAGGUUGUCUCUGCAAGGGGGGGCUCGCUGGGGG
Phialemonium atrogriseum is the source of this 1231-nucleotide messenger RNA. Its product is annotated as FOX-2 multifunctional beta-oxidation. Lineage: Eukaryota; Fungi; Ascomycota; Sordariomycetes; Cephalothecales; Cephalothecaceae. The record is from RefSeq and is a predicted model, not a curated record. Gene Ontology annotation, molecular function: oxidoreductase activity. The transcript has a single exon. Bases 196 to 1143 code for a protein of 315 amino acids.